Messenger RNA from Physella acuta, 2721 nucleotides. RefSeq names its product heterogeneous nuclear ribonucleoprotein A3. Lineage: Eukaryota; Metazoa; Mollusca; Gastropoda; Physidae. Gene Ontology annotation, cellular component: catalytic step 2 spliceosome. The record is from RefSeq and is a predicted model, not a curated record. Gene Ontology annotation, molecular function: mRNA 3'-UTR binding. Gene Ontology annotation, biological process: mRNA splicing, via spliceosome.
AUAUCCACGUUUAGCCCGUAUAGGAAUCCUCUUUCACAACUGGCGUCAUUUCUUAGGGUCGCUUCUUUUUGAAUAACUAAUUAUUGUAUCUUUUAAAACCAUGCCGGGUUACCAACAGAGAGGUUAUGGUGGUCCUCCAGCCAGCGGAUUUAGGAAUCAAAAUCGUUAUGGAGGUGGUGAUGGUGAUCCUGACCCAAAUUCUGAACAGUUCAGAAAAUUGUUUAUUGGUGGUCUCAGCUUUGAUACUGAUGAAAAUAGCCUAAAACAGUAUUUCUCAAAAUGGGGUGAAAUUGUUGACUGCAUAGUCAUGAGAGAUCCAAACAGUAAACGAUCAAGAGGUUUUGGUUUCAUUACAUACAAAGACAAGGACAGCGUAGACAAUGUCCAGAAGGAUAGGCCACACAAAAUUGAUGACAGAGAAGUUGAAACAAAAAGAGCAAUGCCAAGAGAUGAUCCCAGCAUUAACAAUCAACAAACUGUUAAAAAAAUGUUUGUUGGUGGCUUAAAAGAGGAUACAACAGAAGACAUGAUAAGAGAUGUAUUUUCAGAGUAUGGUGACAUUGAACUUGUUGACCUUAUUACUGACAAAAACACAGGAAAAAGCAAGGGCUUCUGUUUUGUUACCUUUAAGGACUAUGAUUCUGUUGAUAAGUGUGUUUUGAAGAAACGUGUCAACUUAAAUUCAAGAAAAGUUGAGGUGAAAAAAGCCUUUGCCAAAGGUGAAAUGGAUGCUCGUGGUCGAAUGCCAGGAAUGAACAUGGGAAUGGGAAUGGGUCUGCCUAUGGGCCGUGGAGGUCGUGGUGAUUUUGGAUUUGGUGGACAAGGCUAUGGCGGUAAGGGUGGUUAUGGUGGGGGAUAUGGACCAGGUUAUGGUGGAGGCUAUGGUCAAGGAGGGUGGCAAGGAGGCUACAAUGAUUAUGGGAAUUAUGGCCCUGGGGUCAACCCUGGUAACCCACGUUAUGGUGGCAACAAUUACAAUGGAGGUAAUGGUUAUGGAGGGCAUGGUGGAUUUAACAGACGAUGAUGAGCAGUGCUCGUCCUUAUUUUUCUCAGGCAGGUUCAAUGGCAUUUAUGCGAGAAAGGCAGGCAGGCGGGAAAGCUAGUGUGAGGUCUAGUUUCUAGUCUGGACUUGUGAAGUUGUUUGCUUAAAUGUUUUGGUACUACAAUUGCUGAGUGAUUAAAUGUAACUGUAUGAUGUGAGUGUAAAUGACUAGAACUCAGGGGGAUUUUGGAUCUCCCUUAAUACCCAAAGGCAGCAGCGCAGAACUAGACUAGCCACCCGUGGAAGAAGGCCCCGUCAGAAAAAAAAUGUUGGAUGGAUAAAGGGUUGACCAGGUGUUCCUCAUCCUUCUGCAACACAAAAAAAAAAUCUAUGCAGGCUGGACCACCCUUGAGUGGACUUCUUAACUCCAUAAUGCUGGUUCAUCAAGUACAGGUUGCAAAAAUGGCAUGAAGGAGCAACUACAUGAAAUCUUUAGACCUAAGCCCUAGAUCCACAAGGUCUUGAUGAGCUUACUCAGGUCACUGCAAGAAGAUGAGCGCUACGGUCAAGAGGAAAGAAGUAUCAUUCAUUCAAAUCAUGUCUAGGUAUUUUUUGUUCUGGGGAGUAAGAUCUAGAGCAGUUUUCUAUCAGGUCCUAUUGAUUUCUAUGGGGAUUUAUGCAGGGCAAUUCUAGGACAUUAUCUUUCAAGUGGGGAUGCAAGCUUAGGAGCUCAUAAAGAAGUGGGCAUUAUUUUUGUGUGUGGUUGAUUGACAUUCCGUUGCUUUCACCCUUCAUCUAAUAGUCAAUUAUCAUGCAAAUCAUUCAUUAACAUUGUGUUUAUAUAUUUUACAUGCUUAAGAUUUUUGGUCCGGUCCAGGUUUAGUUUUUGAAAAUAUAAAACGUUAUGAGCUUCAAGGUCUUGCAUCCAUUCAUUUGAACUGACUAGAUCAUUCUCAAGCUAAUGACUUUAAGGUUGACCGGGCGAUAGGAUUAUGCCAAUGUGGUUAUAGUUGUACAGGCUAAGAAUAAUUUAUUUGCCUGUAUAACUAACUGCUUUUUAUAUUUAAAUUCAUUGGAUGGGUAUAGUGAUGGUCAUCUGCCACUACUAACCCCAUCUAAAUACCAGAGGAUCUAGUUUAGCUUAUGGAGCCAUUGCCUCCCCUCCACCUCCAGCCUCUACUACCGGUCUGCCAACCUCCAUAGGGUGUGAAGGAAACGGAAAGUGAACAGACUUAAGUUUUCCAUAUAUAAUCAAGAAUUGCAACAUGCUCAACUUGACAUGUACAUGAAAUGUUACACCACCAUUAAGGCCAGUUGAUUUUGUUUAACUGCAAUGAAAUUCAAAAUUGUCUAGUAUUAGUAAUGAAUUUUAUAAAUUAAGUCACAUUGACAUAAACAGUGCUUGGAAUUAAAUACCAUUGCACAAUCUUGGUUUUGCAGAUCUAUUUGUCAUUGUAAAUAUUGGGCAGUUGUAAUGUUGCUUGCUUUCUUGUUUCCCUCAUAGAUAGGGUAACAUAGUUGUAUUGUUAGGCUGAAUUUGCUUGAGAGAAAACGACUUGUAAUGUAACUAAAACUAUCAGGUAGCAGUAGAUGUAUUCAUCAGUCGUUCACUUUUUUUUUUUUAGUGUCAGUGUUUUCUUUUAUUUGUCAUGAGUUUGUAGUAGAGAUAAUUGUCACGUCUGUCCAUAGGGGCACACGGAAUAAAGGAGCGCAAAAUACUUCUGGCUCACUGGCGAAAA